Messenger RNA from Spodoptera exigua (beet armyworm), 966 nucleotides. The record is from the annotation of a GenBank genome assembly. Lineage: Eukaryota; Metazoa; Arthropoda; Insecta; Lepidoptera; Noctuidae.
AUGGUCAAUACGUCAUACGAACCACAAGUACAGCUGGAACAGGGCUCUGCAGCCACUGCAGUGCCUGCUACUCAACCCCAAGGAGAAGCACGUCAACUUCUGGACUAUCGCUCUUGGCUCUGUAUGCAGCCAGCUAGCUGGGCUAAACCUCAGCCUUCAAAACCCAUACCCCGAAAACCGAAGCGAGUGAGGACCGACUUCACAACACCGCAAGUGAACGAGUUGGAGACAGCAUACGCAAAGUUCCGUUACCUCAAUCAAGCUCGACGCACGCAGCUGGCGAACAAACUGCAGCUAAAGGAACAUACAAUAAAAAUUUGGUUCCAAAACCGGCGCAUGAAAGAAAAAAGGGAGCUUGCGGAGGCUCAAGAAUCCUUUGGAGAAGUUUAUGAAGCAGUCCCACAGCGGAUCCUUCCAUGCUAUCCAAGCGUAGCGCAAACUUAUCCAGCAGAAACUGUACCGUUUGCUCAAAAUAGUACACAAGAACAAUAUGAUUACUCCCGAUACAUGCACAGGGACAAUGUUUCCCCAAGCAAUGUACAGGGAUCGUUUGAACCACAUGUUCUGCCUCAUACUCAAACAGUUUAUCCGCUAAUAGAUUCUCAAGAAGUUACUUCACUGGGGUCUACUAAAGAAGAAAUUGUUCAGAAUCUGUUCCUCAUUGAACAGCAGUACAUGGCAAGGCACACAGAUCCGAGUCCAACUGAAGAUGAACAUUCCUCACCUUAUUUCAAUCCGGAGCAAUCAUGUAUGUAUGGGGAUACGACUCCAUUUGCCAGUAUCCCUGAACAACAAUACCCCACCCACUCUGAAUUGAACGCUUAUCCCGAAUCAGAAGAAGAUCUGUCUACAGCAGAACAGCUGAUUCAAAAUAUUCCCUCAAAUCUGAUGGAGUUGCCGUGUGACAUAUACUUCGAAGACGUUAAUAUUUAUUAUAGUAACAAAUGGUCUUCAAAUUCGAGCUAA